This is a messenger RNA of Thunnus maccoyii (southern bluefin tuna), 858 nucleotides long. RefSeq names its product translocase of outer mitochondrial membrane 20 (gene tomm20a). The transcript has 5 exons. Gene Ontology annotation, biological process: protein targeting; tRNA import into mitochondrion; protein import into mitochondrial matrix. Gene Ontology annotation, molecular function: transmembrane protein transporter activity. NCBI's taxonomy places the organism in Eukaryota, Metazoa, Chordata, Actinopteri, Scombriformes, Scombridae. The record is from RefSeq and is a predicted model, not a curated record. Gene Ontology annotation, cellular component: mitochondrial outer membrane translocase complex; mitochondrial outer membrane. Bases 74 to 514 code for a protein of 146 amino acids.
UUAACCCUUACGUCGCGAUAGUUCGUCCCUCCGGUUUAUCCAACCUAGCAUUUACCCAUGAGUAGCUGUAGUCAUGAUGAGCGGUAAGACGAGCGCUAUAGUCGCAGGGGUGUGUGGGGCCCUUUUUAUCGCAUACUGUAUUUAUUUUGACAGAAAACGACGGAGUGACCCUGACUUCAAGAAAAAGCUACGUGAACGUAGGAGAAAGAAAAACGUUUCUAAUGAGAAGUCUGGACUGACAAGGCUCCCUGACUUGAAGGACGCGGAAGCAGUUCAGAAAUUCUUUUUGGAGGAAAUCCAGCUGGGCGAGGAGCUGCUGUCACAAGGUGAAUUUGAGAAGGGCGUGGACCACUUGACCAAUGCGAUUGCAGUGUGCGGCCAACCUCAACAGCUGCUUCAAGUACUCCAGCAGACGUUGCCGCCUCCAGUCUUCCAGAUGUUACUCACCAAACUGCCCAGCAUCAGCCAGCGAAUCAUCAGUGCUCAGUCUCUAACAGAAGAUGACGUUGAAUGAAUGAGUGUGAGAUGAAAAUCUGCUGUUACUCUUCCGUAAAGAGAUUUCAGACACUGAUCUUUGUGCACUGUUUGGUAUGUAUGACUGCAGUUGUGAGUGAUGGACUGUGUGAGCUCAAAUCUUUGGACAUCAGAUGACAACAAGCCCCCGAGGCUAAAGAACUUCCUUUUCAUGUUAUGUUUUUGGGAAAUGUCAAACUCAUUCCAUAUUUCUAAUCUUGUUAACACCAGAGUUCAUGUUUUCUAGCUGUUUUUUUUCCUAUUUAUUUCCCUAAAAUGUCAUCAUUUGUUAUGUUUUGGGGGCUUUGCUGAUAAGUGUACUUAAUAAAAAAAAUAAAAGCAGUA